GGAGAACUGAUAGAACACCGGACCCUGCGGGUAUCGUGAGUGAAAGGUAAUCAGACUGCAUGUCACCCUGGAGGGAUCAAAGAAAAGCUGAGUAUUUCAGCAACAUGUUACAUUUACUUAUAAGAUUAUUGUUUUAUAACAUGAGUAGGCCUAUGCUAGGCAAGUAUGUCCUGUCUGAAACAUGUAGCUAGUGCCAAAUAAGCAGGUGCCACUGGGUUUAUGUGCAGUGUUAUAGUUUGCCAGCAAAUAUUCAGUAUAAUCAAACUAAUCUAGCUGUAUGAUGGGGGGCUAAUAUCAGCUAGACCACCACACAGGUUCAUGUGCCCCCUAGCCAAUGCCCACUGAGGAAGAGUCCCUUGUUGUCUGCAUUCAUUAUUAAGCCCCCCCCCCACCAUGGUGCCGAAACCCGCAAAGAGUCCUCUGAGGUCAUCACCGGCACAUGGACACGGUCAGCAGACAGAGCUCUCAUCCGUGAUGUUGUGCCUCUGCUCCCCCAUUUGUAAGUAGUUGGGGUCUGCCUUACAUGUCGGUUGCGCUGAGGUUGAGGGAGCUUUGUCUUCCUCUGUAGGGUUAUGCGUUUGCGGGUAGUUAGGUGCUUGCAUUGCCAUCCAGAAAUUUUCCGUCUGCUCCUGUGCUGCGACGCCAUGGGGUCACGUGGCGGAGUCUGAUUGUUGCGGUUACCCACCGCAGGAUUGCUCCGAGGUGCCGCCAGCUUAUCUUCAGGGGCUGAAGUAAGUAGUUUGCCAUAGAGCUGUGCCCAGAAGCGCUCACAGAUGCGGUCAAAUGCGAGGAGUAUUGGUUCCACUGGGGUAGAUGGUGGAGUCAUGGCGGCGUGACCUGGUGAGGCGGCCAUCUUGUCUAGGGAAGCCUUGUGCCACCUUGGUGGAGGGAAGCAGCAGAGCCUGGCUAGGCAGUCGGGUCAGAUCGCCAGUGAGGACAGGGAUAACCCCCAUUGGUCUGAAGGGGGGGGUGUAGAGAACAGGGCUCAGUUUCCACAAGCUCCCACUCAAGGCUGGGGAUUGGCCGUUUCCCCGUUCUCAAGUGCAGAUUCAGACCGCAGACCAUUCAGUUUUAUGCUGGGUCCACCAGCUGCAGGCAGGAAAAAGCCUGUGUGUCGGCAGACUAUUCCUCUGGGUUAGAAUCAAGCUUUGGCCCAGAUUAUAGAACUAUAAUGUCAAAUUUAGGCUAAAUAAACUGUUUUCCCCGGGAAGCUCCAGCAGCAUGCGACCUGCUCGGUUGGCUGUCAGGCCCUGCCCCGUACUCUGUCAGCUUUUUACAAGUAUUGUUAGCUUAAUUUCAUAUUUUACUUUAUAAUGAAACUGAUUAAAAUUAAUAAUAUUUUUUUUUAAUAAAAUCAAAGGAUUUAAAUCACAUUGAUUUUAAAUGAAAGAACCCUGGUGUUAAAUUUAGAUAAAGAUAGGUGCAAAUAAAGUGAUUGCAUUAUGGCCUGUCUGGUGAAUGGCUGUUUGUGGCUGUAUAUCAACAGCAUGACAAUGAACACAGACCUUUUUCAUAAACAUCAGGGAUACACAAGUGCCUUCAAACAUCAGGCUGACACAAACUGUAACAAGCUAGAGAGUCAAAUAAGUGAUUUCCCUUUAUUCAGGGGCAUUUACAAAUACUUCUUGUGUUUUACAUUAGUGCAGAGCUUAAUUGAAGUUGAAUAUAUAUCUCUAAUCGUAGAGAUUGCAAUAACUCAAACCUCUGUAAAUGGACAAGAGCCAAUUCUCAGAGCAUAUGAAAAACACUAAAAAUGAACAUGGACAGCAAUCAGAAGAAGAAAAGGAUCUUGGAUCUCAUCCUGGAGAUCAUCUACCUGCUGACUGGAGAGGUGAGACAUUCUAUCACUGUCAGUAAAUUCAUAUUUAAAGAACCUGACUUUUUUUGUUGUUGUUGUUUAACCCUUUAAGGACCAAACUUCUGGAAUAAAAGGGAAUCAUGACAUGUCACACAUGUCAUGUGUUCUUAAGGGGUUAAAGGGACACUAUAAAGUGCACUCUAAAGGGACAAAACAACUUUAGCUUAAUUAAGCAGUUUUGGUGUAUAGAUCAUGCCCCUGCAAACUCACUGCUCAAUUCUCUGCCAUUUAAGAGUUAAAUCACUUUGUUUAUGCCACCCUAGUCACACCUACCUGCAUGUGAAGUGCACAGUCGUCCUAAACACUUCCUGUAAUAAGUCAUCUAAUGUUUAUACUUCCUUUAUUGCAAAUUAUGUUUAAUUUAGAUUUUGUAUCUCCUGCUCUGUUAAUAGCUUGCUAGUAAGUAAGUUACAUCUGAUUGAAAAUGAAACCAUUUUGAUUUCAUGCAGGCGGUGUCAGUCAUAGCCCAGGGAGGUGUGGGUAGGGCUGCAUAAACAGAAACAAAAGUGAUUUACUGCUUAAAUGGCAGUGAAUUCAGCAGUGAAACUUUAGAGGCAUGAUCUGUACACCAAGCUAAAGUUGUUUUAGUGACUGUAGUGUCCCUUUAACUAAUUUUGUUUUAGGAGACAUUUUACAGUAAAUAUUCAAGGGCAGAUCCUACUGCUCAUAACCCAAGUAUGUAAAUAAAUAUAAUAUAAUAUAAAUAAAUCUUAAUUUGCAAUCAGUAGAUCACAGAGUGAGAUAGUAAGGGAGAGAAAUCCAGUGACUGGGCUUGUGUUUCAUAAGAUAAAUAUAUUUAUCUGACCCGGUGUCACUGUCAAUAUUAGGUUCACAAAUUUGUGAUGAAUCCUGGACAGUAUGUUAAUCACAGCAGCAGUAUUCAUGGGUCUGAAAAAUCCAAUAGGACCCAGAGCCCUAACACGGUUCCUUCACAUCACUCACUUGACAGAGACAAUGAUAAGAAGAUCCUGGAACUGACCAAUAAGAUCAUCCACCUGCUGACUGGAGAGGUGAGACUGCUGGGAAUGGGACAUUAUACAGUAAAACAGGUUGUGUCUGGAUGGUGACCAUAUCAUUGUGUGUCAGGUUCCUAUAAGGUGUGAUGAUAUCACGGUCUAUUUCUCCAUGGAUGAAUGGGAGUAUUUAGAAGGACACAAGGAUCUUUACAUAGACGUGAUGAUGGAGAAUCACCAGACACUCGGCUCACCGGGUAAGAUAGGGUUUAAUUACUUGAAUUCUUUUCAUAAUAUGCAUUCAGAAGAAAUUCACAAGAAAUUACUUAUGUACUUGAUCAUAAUUUAUCAAUUAUUAAUGUGAUUUAUUUCCUCCCCCCCAGAAGAUACAUGUACAUCAGAUGGAUUACACACUUCUGAUUCUUUGUCUGACUUUAAAACCAGUGAAUCUGGACACAUUAACAAAUUUAGGAAACUCAUCAAAACAAAGGAAAAAAAGACUGAAUCUAUAGUAAAUAGCACCAAAGAAUCACUAUCUUUUGAACAAAAUUGCCCAAAUAUUGACACUGAUACUCCCACAGAAUGUUCACAUAUAGGAUAUCUGUCUACUCAGACUGCGCAGGAAUCAGCCUCAUGUGAAGAAGGAAAUCUUGCAUACACUGACAUGUAUACAAGCACAGAACAUACACAGAGACGAUAUCCACUUAACCAUAUUAAGGAAGAAUCAUCAGUAGUGGCUCUGGUUUCACAUACUGCUGUAUAUACACCCACAAGAGGUAAACAAAUAGACUAUACAUCAAAGUAUGAAACCAGAUCAUACAAAAAAGGAAACCUCAGAGUAAAUGAUAUUGAUAGAACCACAGGACAUGUAAAUAAGGAAUCAGCGGUCUGCAAUGUAAGUGUCACAGAAAAUCACAAUUAUAUUUCUCCAGAACCUUCAAAGACAGAGGAUGUGUUUGGUUAUAAUGGCGGUAACCUUAACUCACCUGGAAAAUAUAAGACAUUGUUAAAAGAAUGUAGAAAAAUUGAUACAAAUAUUAAUCCUAAAUCUGGUAAAUAUCUCAAGAACAAACAGGCAAUAUCCCACAGGUCUGUGCAUCCGAAAGGUUUUAAUGGUAACUCAAAGCAUGUUCUUUAUCCGUCCACUCUCACAAGAAAUGAGAUCGCUGCAUCUGAAAUGGAGAACGUUUUUCACACAUCUGAUUUAACUAAACAUGUGCCAAAUAACAAACAAGAGAAACCAUUUUCAUGUUCUGAAUGUGGGAAAUAUUUUAGUGCAAAACGCAAUCUUGCUACACAUCAGACUAUUCACAUAGGGUUAAAGCCAUUUAAAUGCACUGAAUGUGGCAAAUAUUUUAGGCUAAAGCAAAGUCUCAAUAUGCAUCGGAGGAUUCACACAGGAGAAAAACCUUUUGAAUGUUCUGAAUGUGGAAAAUGUUUUGGUAGAAAAGAUGAUCUUAUUAAGCAUCAGAGAAUUCACAAAAGUGAAAAACCGUUUAAAUGCUCUGAUUGUGGCAAAUGUUUCAGGCUUAAGCACAGUCUCAAUGUGCACCGUAAGAUUCACUCAGAAGAGAAACCAUUUGAGUGCUCUGAAUGUGGCAAAUGUUUUAGGCUAAAGCCCAGUCUCAUGGUGCAUCAAAGGAUUCACACAGGCGAAAGACCAUUUGAAUGUUCUGAAUGUAUGAAAUGUUUUGGGAGAAAGGAUGAACUUGUUAAGCAUCAUAGAAUUCACACAGAAGAAAAACCAUUUGAGUGCUCUGAAUGUGGCAAAUGUUUUAGGCUAAAACCCAGUCUCACAGUGCAUCGGAGGAUUCACACAGGAGAAAGACCAUUUGAAUGUUCUGAAUGCUUUAAGUGCUUUAAGAGAAAAUAUGAACUUAUUAAGCAUCAGAGAAUUCACAAAAGUGAAAGACCAUUUAAAUGUGCUGAAUGUGGGAAAUGUUUUAAGGUUAAGCACAGUCUUACUGAGCAUCAGAGGAUUCACACAGAAGAAAAACCAUUUGAGUGUUCUGAAUGUGGCAAAUGUUUCCGCCAAAAAGGAACUCUUGCUUCACAUGCAUUAAUUCAUACAGGAGAAAAACCAUUUGAAUGCUCCGAAUGUGGGAAAUGUUAUAGGCUAAAGUAUAGUCUUAUGAGGCAUCAGAAGGUUCACAAAACGGAAAACAAGCCUAAAGGGAUUCUAUAGGCACCCAGGCCACUUCUUUAUCUCUACCAGUUUUCAGCAAGAAAUUAAGACCGUGUUUACAUUAAUGCCUUGGGACACCUCCAGUGGCUGUCAUGGAGUCGCUGAACAUUCCCCACACAGAUGCAUUGAUACGAUGCAUCUCUAUGAGGAGAUGCUGAUUGGCCAUGGUGUCUAAAGCAUUGGAUUGGCUGAGAUUGUCAACUUUCCUGAUCUCAGCCAAGUCGGACCCACUCCGCUCUAGAAUAAAGGUGUGCAAACUCCCCUUUUACAUUAGUGACAGGGUGGCUGAGCAGCUACGUAAUUAUAUUACAGCUAUAGUGACAGGAAUGCAUGUUUGUAUUCCUGUCACUAUAGUGUUACUUUAAGCCAAAGAUGGUAACCUAGAAAAUCUGUCCGCCAAUGUAUAACAAUUCAAAUCCGUAAAGAGAGAAUAGUCAGCAGAUUAAGCUAUACAUCAUCAUGGUGUAACAGUCCAAGGGGGUAAGGGAACUGGAUCCAGAGGUGAUUAGAAUGAGAAGCUAAACAGUUGGAUAUGAGAUAGGUAGCUAUCCCGUCUGCAGAGACUACUCCCUCAGAGAGUACGUUUAUUCGGAUAUUAUGAAUGGAAUUCCUGAACCAAGAUCGGAGUGUGGAUAUCAUGGGAAGGAAUCCACUUAUUACAUUCAAGAUC
Molecule: messenger RNA, 5666 nt
Organism: Pelobates cultripes (western spadefoot toad)
Lineage: Eukaryota; Metazoa; Chordata; Amphibia; Anura; Pelobatidae
Source: the annotation of a GenBank genome assembly